GAAGCAUCAAGCGGAGUCCGAGGAGCCUCGGGGUCGUGGAGACCCGACUCGAGGGGUCCUGUAGAGCACCGGCUAGGGGGCAGAGAAGGCAGGGCAGCCGGCCGCAACCAACCUGCCGCGGCCCCGCGAGCAUAGGAGGCGGCGAUCCAGAAGCUGAGCGAAGCCCGGGGGAGGAAGGGUGGCGCGGGCGCGCCCGGGCGGGAGAGCGUGGAUUCUCCGAUUCUAACGAGCUGUCGCCUCAUCACCCGGGAGCUGCUCGGGGACGGGCGGGGGAUCCCGGGCCCGGGCGCAGCGCACACGCGUGGCGCACGCCAGGCGGGCCGGGCGGUGCCUAGGGCAGCCGGGACCGCGCGCACAGAGCUCGGGGAGGCACAGACCCCGGGCACGGGGGGCCCGCGGCGCCCCCUGGAUUCUCGGUGCUCCGCGUAGCCCCAGGAGAGAUCGGGGCCCGGGUCCGGGAGUGGGAACCACCCGCGCUCAUCCCCUCCCCCCCGGGCGGGCCAGCGGCCCGGGGGAGGGCGGGCGGCGGCGCUUGGCUGUAUAUAUCUCCGCGCGCCCCGCCAGGUCGCGCACAGCGCCCCGAGCCCAGGCGCCUCCCCGCCCCCCCUCCCCGCGUUCCGCGGCGGCGGCGGCGGCAGCAGUAGCAGCAACAUGGCUGUUGAUGGGUGUUCGGGGUGGCGCUGGCGGCGGGAGGAGCUCCCUCGAGCCCCUGCGCCGGCCGCCCGUUGCUAGCUAUGGCAAACGGUGGCGGCGGCGGCGGCGGCAGCAGCGGCGGCGGCGGCGGCGGCGGCGGAGGCAGCGGUCUUAGAAUGAGCAGCAAUAUCCACGCGAACCAUCUCAGCCUAGACGCGUCCUCCUCUUCCUCCUCCUCUUCUUCUUCCUCCUCCUCUUCCUCCUCGUCCUCGGUCCACGAGCCCAAGAUGGAUGCGCUCAUCUUCCCGGUGACCAUGGAGGUGCCGUGCGACAGCCGGGGCCAACGCAUGUGGUGGGCUUUCCUGGCCUCCUCCAUGGUGACUUUCUUCGGGGGCCUCUUCAUCAUCUUGCUCUGGCGGACGCUGAAGUACCUGUGGACCGUUUGCUGCCACUGCGGGGGCAAGACGAAGGAGGCCCAGAAGAUAAAUAAUGGCUCCAGCCAGGCAGAUGGUACCCUCAAACCAGUGGACGAAAAAGAGGAGGUGGUGGCAGCCGAGGUCGGCUGGAUGACUUCCGUGAAGGACUGGGCAGGGGUGAUGAUAUCUGCCCAGACACUGACAGGCAGAGUUCUGGUCGUGUUAGUCUUUGCUCUCAGCAUUGGUGCCCUUGUAAUAUACUUCAUAGACUCGUCAAACCCAAUAGAAUCCUGCCAGAAUUUCUACAAAGAUUUCACAUUACAGAUCGACAUGGCUUUCAACGUGUUCUUCCUUCUCUACUUUGGCUUGCGGUUUAUUGCAGCCAACGAUAAGCUGUGGUUCUGGCUGGAAGUGAAUUCUGUAGUAGAUUUCUUCACAGUGCCUCCCGUGUUUGUGUCUGUGUACUUAAACAGAAGUUGGCUUGGCUUGAGAUUUUUAAGAGCUCUCAGACUGAUACAGUUUUCAGAAAUUUUGCAGUUUCUGAAUAUCCUUAAGACAAGUAAUUCCAUCAAGCUGGUGAAUCUGCUCUCCAUAUUUAUCAGCACAUGGCUGACUGCAGCUGGAUUCAUCCACUUGGUGGAGAAUUCAGGGGACCCAUGGGAAAAUUUCCAAAACAACCAGGCACUGACAUACUGGGAAUGUGUCUAUUUACUCAUGGUCACAAUGUCUACAGUGGGCUAUGGGGAUGUUUAUGCCAAAACUACGCUUGGACGUCUCUUCAUGGUCUUCUUCAUCCUCGGGGGACUGGCCAUGUUUGCCAGCUACGUCCCUGAAAUCAUAGAGUUAAUAGGAAACCGCAAGAAAUACGGGGGCUCGUAUAGCGCGGUUAGUGGAAGAAAGCACAUUGUAGUCUGUGGCCACAUCACUCUGGAGAGUGUCUCUAACUUCCUGAAGGACUUUCUGCACAAGGACCGGGACGAUGUCAACGUGGAGAUUGUCUUUCUUCACAACAUCUCCCCUAACCUUGAGCUUGAGGCCCUGUUCAAACGACAUUUUACUCAGGUGGAAUUUUAUCAGGGUUCUGUCCUCAAUCCCCACGAUCUUGCCAGGGUCAAGAUAGAGUCAGCAGAUGCAUGCCUGAUCCUUGCCAAUAAGUACUGCGCUGACCCGGAUGCAGAAGACGCUUCCAACAUCAUGAGAGUGAUCUCCAUAAAGAACUACCACCCGAAAAUCAGGAUCAUAACUCAGAUGCUGCAGUAUCAUAACAAGGCCCAUCUGCUCAACAUCCCCAGCUGGAAUUGGAAAGAGGGUGAUGACGCAAUAUGCCUCGCAGAGCUCAAGUUGGGUUUCAUAGCCCAGAGCUGUCUGGCUCAAGGCCUCUCCACAAUGCUUGCCAACCUCUUCUCUAUGAGGUCAUUCAUAAAGAUUGAGGAAGACACGUGGCAGAAAUACUACUUGGAAGGAGUCUCCAAUGAAAUGUACACAGAGUAUCUCUCCAGUGCCUUCGUGGGGCUGUCCUUCCCUACUGUUUGUGAGCUGUGCUUUGUGAAGCUGAAACUCCUGAUGAUAGCCAUUGAGUACAAGUCUGCCAACCGGGAGAGCCGAAGCCGAAAGCGAAUAUUAAUUAACCCUGGGAACCACCUUAAGAUCCAAGAAGGUACUUUAGGAUUUUUCAUCGCAAGUGAUGCCAAAGAAGUUAAAAGGGCAUUUUUUUACUGCAAGGCCUGUCAUGAUGACGUCACAGAUCCCAAAAGAAUUAAAAAAUGCGGCUGCAGGCGGCCCAAGAUGUCCAUCUACAAGAGAAUGAGACGAGCAUGUUGUUUUGAUUGCGGACGUUCUGAGCGUGACUGCUCAUGCAUGUCAGGCCGUGUGCGUGGUAACGUGGACACCCCUGAGAGAGCCUUCCCGCUUUCUUCUGUCUCUGUUAAUGAUUGCUCCGCCAGUUUCCGUGCCUUUGAAGAUGAGCAGCCGCCAACGCUGUCACCCAAAAAAAAGCAACGUAAUGGGGGUAUGAGGAACUCACCCAACUCCUCCCCGAAGCUGAUGAGGCAUGACCCCUUGUUAAUCCCUGGCAAUGAUCAGAUUGACAACAUGGACUCCAAUGUGAAAAAGUACGACUCCACUGGGAUGUUCCACUGGUGUGCACCCAAGGAGAUCGAGAAAGUCAUCCUGACUCGAAGUGAAGCCGCCAUGACUGUCCUGAGUGGCCAUGUUGUAGUCUGUAUCUUUGGGGAUGUCAGCUCAGCCCUGAUUGGCCUCCGGAACCUGGUGAUGCCGCUCCGUGCUAGCAAUUUUCACUACCAUGAGCUCAAACACAUUGUGUUUGUGGGCUCCAUCGAGUACCUCAAGCGAGAGUGGGAAACACUGCACAACUUCCCCAAAGUGUCCAUAUUGCCUGGUACGCCAUUAAGUCGGGCUGAUUUAAGGGCUGUCAACAUCAACCUCUGUGACAUGUGCGUUAUCCUGUCAGCCAAUCAGAAUAAUAUUGAUGAUACUUCGCUUCAGGACAAGGAAUGCAUCUUGGCGUCACUCAACAUCAAAUCUAUGCAGUUUGAUGACAGCAUUGGGGUCUUGCAGGCUAAUUCCCAAGGAUUCACACCUCCUGGAAUGGACCGGUCAUCUCCUGACAACAGCCCAGUGCACGGGAUGCUGCGCCAGCCGUCCAUCACAACAGGAGUCAACAUCCCCAUCAUCACAGAACUCGCUAAACCAGGCAAGUUGCCUUUGGUAUCAGUCAAUCAGGAAAAAAACAGUGGGACGCACAUUCUAAUGAUAACGGAGUUGGUGAAUGAUACUAAUGUUCAGUUUUUGGACCAAGACGAUGACGAUGACCCUGAUACGGAGCUGUACCUCACGCAGCCCUUUGCAUGUGGGACAGCAUUUGCCGUCAGCGUCCUGGACUCGCUCAUGAGCGCGACAUACUUCAAUGACAAUAUCCUCACCCUGAUACGGACCCUGGUGACAGGAGGAGCCACGCCAGAGCUUGAGGCUCUGAUUGCUGAGGAGAAUGCACUUCGAGGGGGCUACAGCACUCCCCAGACACUAGCCAACAGGGACCGUUGCCGAGUGGCUCAGUUAGCCCUGUUGGAUGGCCCCUUUGCAGACUUAGGGGAUGGUGGUUGUUAUGGUGAUCUGUUCUGCAAAGCUCUGAAAACGUAUAAUAUGCUUUGUUUUGGAAUUUACCGGCUGAGAGAUGCCCACCUCAGCACCCCAAGCCAGUGUACAAAAAGGUAUGUCAUCACCAAUCCCCCCUACGAAUUUGAGCUUGUACCAACAGACCUGAUCUUCUGCCUGAUGCAGUUUGACCACAACGCUGGCCAAUCGCGAGCCAGCCUGUCUCAUUCCUCCCACUCCUCACAGUCCUCCAGUAAGAAGAGCUCCUCCGUCCACUCCAUCCCGUCCACAGCAAAUCGGCCAAACCGGCCCAAGUCCAGGGAGUCUCGCGACAAACAGAAUGCAACAAGGAUGACUAGAGUGGGCCAAGCAGAAAAGAAAUGGUUUACAGAUGAACCGGAUAAUGCCUAUCCCAGAAACAUUCAAAUCAAGCCCAUGAGUACCCACAUGGCUAACCAGAUCAACCAAUACAAAUCCACAAGCAGCUUGAUCCCUCCAAUCAGAGAAGUUGAAGAUGAAUGUUGACUCCCAGGAGACCAGAACUAUUUUUUUAAAGCCUGACAAACUUCAUAAUGGUGAUGUGACUUCUCUUCCUCUUCCAUGCCGAAUCACUGGUGGAAACACUAGAGUAAGCAAGAAUUUGCAAGAAAAUAAAGUAGACAGAUCUUUCUCUUUGCCUUGAAUAUUGCUUCCAUGUAUUUUGGAAAUGGUUUCAUUUAUAAAUGAACAUACUAAAAUAGUCAUGUAUAGCUUCUAGGGUUUUAAAUUAUUUUUAUUUAUUAGAAAGAAAAUAUAUUUUUUCUUUUUUUUUUCAUUGCCAGAUUAUCUUCUCACAUAUCACAACAAUGUAAAAUCAAAAUGAGUAAGUGGCCAGAUUCCUUAAAUGUGUAUUUCUCUCCUUUCUUUCUUUUUCUUUGAGGAGAAUGAUGGUCACCACCCCAAUUUGUAAUUAAGGAAAAUGAAUUACUAAAAGAAUUUAAGGUAGUCAACAAUCUACAUAAACAUAAAACAUAUUUUAGUAAA
Microtus ochrogaster (prairie vole) is the source of this 5186-nucleotide messenger RNA. RefSeq names its product potassium calcium-activated channel subfamily M alpha 1 (gene Kcnma1). The record is from RefSeq and is a predicted model, not a curated record. Gene Ontology annotation, molecular function: large conductance calcium-activated potassium channel activity. Gene Ontology annotation, cellular component: postsynaptic membrane. Lineage: Eukaryota; Metazoa; Chordata; Mammalia; Rodentia; Cricetidae. Gene Ontology annotation, biological process: vasodilation; potassium ion transmembrane transport; regulation of membrane potential.